Messenger RNA from Arabis nemorensis, 453 nucleotides. NCBI's taxonomy places the organism in Eukaryota, Viridiplantae, Streptophyta, Magnoliopsida, Brassicales, Brassicaceae. The record is from the annotation of a GenBank genome assembly.
AUGGAGGACGGGACUGACGGCGAUUACAGUCGCGGUUUAUUUCUUCCUUGCGAUGUUUUUCACGCCGUUGUUAGCUUCGAUUCCGGCGUGGGCGGUUGGUCCGCCGUUGAUAUUGGUGGAAGUGAUGAUGAUGAAAUCGGUGAUGGAGAUCGAUUGGGAAGAUAUGAGAGAGGCGAUAGCCAACACCUCGGAGAGAAAUUUUCAAUGGCGGAAGAAAUUGAGAAAUCUGUGGCGGUGGAGGAAUCUCUGAUGGAGAAGAUCGCCGAGAAGAUUCACCAUCACGAUUCGUCGUCAUCGUCUGAAUCCGAGUGCGAGAAACCGGAUUCUCCUUCGGCUGUGAAAGCGAAGAUCUAUUGUCUCUUUGGUAGAGAGAAGCCUGUUCAUAAGGUUCUCGGUGGUGGAAAACGUAUGGGUUCUUGUUCUCGUACAUUUUUGUCUGGUUUCAAAUCGUGA